UGAGAGAGCAGGGGAAAUACUCAAUCUGUGUCACUCACUCCUGUGAGCCUGCCUCCUCAUUCCAGGACUGCAAACGGAAGCAAUCACCAAAAUGAAGACUGCUUUAAUCUUGCUCAGCAUUCUGGGAAUGGCCUGUGCUUUCUCAAUGAAAAAUUUUCACAGAAGAGCCAAGGCAGAGGAUUCUGAAGAAAAUGGGGUCUUUAAGUACAGACCACGGUAUUAUCUUUAUAAACAUGCCUACUUUUACCCUCCUUUAAAACGAUUUCCAGUUCAGGGUAGCAGUGACUCAUCUGAAGAAAAUGGAGAUGGUGAUAGCUCUGAAGAAGAGGAAGAGGAAGAGGAGAAUUCAAACGAAGAAGAGAACAACGAGGAGUCUAACGAAAACGAAGACGAGGCCGAGAACGCCACCCUCUCCGCCACGACGCCCGGCUACGGCGAGGGGACCACGCCCGGGGCGGGGACCUACGAGGCGGAGUACGAGCCGACGGGCACCAGCGAGUACGACGCCGCCUACGAGGUCUACGAGAACGGGAACGGGGAGCCCCGCGGGGACAGCUACCGCGCCUACGAGGACGAGUACGGCUACUACAAGGGGCGCAGCUACGACAGCUACGACGGCCACAGUUACUACGACCCGCAGUGA
This is a messenger RNA of Miniopterus natalensis, 643 nucleotides long. Lineage: Eukaryota; Metazoa; Chordata; Mammalia; Chiroptera; Miniopteridae. The record is from RefSeq and is a predicted model, not a curated record.